AUGGAUCGGAGUUGGAUAAAUUUGAUACGUACAACAAAUGAAUAUGAGAGUGGAGUAGAACAAUUUCUUGAAUUUGCAAAGAUGAAUGUUCCAGACAAUAACGGAAGAUUCUAUUGUCCGUGUGUUAAUUGUUUGAAUGAGCAAAAAUUACCAACUGAAGUUAUUCGAGAGCAUGUUCUAUGUGAUGGAUUCCUAAAGAGCUACACAAAGUGGACAUGGCAUGGUGAAUUAAUAGACAUGCCAAGUGUAAGUGACUCUCAAGUAGAAAUAGAAGAAGUUGAUUUAGAGAUGGGUGAUCGGUUAGAGGACAUGAUAUGUGAUGUCGGACAUGAUUCCUUCCAACGUGCUCAUAUGUAUGACAGCUUGUGCAGUGACGCAGAAAAACCUUUAUAUCCAGAAUGCACUAAGUAUACUCGAUUGUCAGCUGUGUUAAAAUUGUUCAAUGUAAAGGCAAGAAAUGGGUGGACUGAUAAAAGCUUCACAGAGUUGCUUGAGUUGUUGAGUGACAUGCUUCCAGAAGGUAACACAUUGCCAACACGCAAUUAUGAUGCGAAGAAGAUAUUGUGUCCCAUGGGUAUGGAGUAUAAAAAAAUUCAUGCAUGCCCAAAUGAUUGUAUUUUGUACAAGAGCGAGUUUGCCAAGUUACAUCAAUGUCCACAAUGUGGGGUAUCACGAUACAAACAAAAAGAGGGUGAGUUUGAAUGUGAUAGUAAGGGUCCUCCUGCAAAAGUCUUAUGGUAUCUUCCUCUUGUUCCACGAUUGAAACGCUUGUUCAGUAACUCAAAUGAUGCAAAACUCAUGAGAUGGCAUGCAGAUGGACGUAUAAAAGAUGGGAAUUUAAGGCAUCCAGCAGAUGCAAUGCAGUGGAAGAAUUUUGAUUCCAUGUUCCCUAAUUUCUGUAAAGAUUCAAGAAACAUUAGGUUUGGACUUGCCACAGAUGGAAUGAAUCCAUAUGGAAACUUGAGCAGUAAACAUAGCUCGUGGCCUGUGAUGUUAGUGAUUUACAAUUUACCUCCAUGGUUGUGUAUGAAACGCAAAUAUGUGAUGUUAUCCUUGAUGAUCUCGGGUCCAAGACAACCAGGAAACGACAUUGAUGUUUAUUUAGCCCCAUUAGUUGAAGAUUUAAAGAUGUUAUGGGAGGAAGGUGUUGAUAUGUUUGAUGGGUACACUGGUGAUUCAUUCAAGUUGCAUGCCAUGGUAUUUUGUACUAUCAACGACUUUCCAGCUUAUGGUAAUUUAAGUGGCUAUAGCACUAAGGGUCAUAAAGCAUGCCCUAUAUGUGAAGAAGGCACAUGUCAUCGUCAAUUACAGCAUGGAAGGAAAACAGUAUACCUUGGACAUCGAAGGUUUCUUAGUACAAACCAUCCAUAUCGUAAAUUAAAGAAAGCAUUUGAUGGGUAUCAAGAAAAUGAAUUAGCUCCAAUGGCUUUAAGUGGAUCACAAGUAUAUGAGCGUGUGAAGGACAUUGGGGUUGUUCUUGGAAAGACACAAAAAAAAGGCACUUCAAGCAACAUAUGGAAGAAAAGGUCAAUUUUCUUUGAUCUCCCAUAUUGGAGGGUUCUUGAUGUCAGACAUUGUUUAGAUGUUAUGCAUGUAGAGAAAAAUGUUUGUGAUAGUAUUAUCGGAACACUCCUCAAUAUUCAAGGGAAAACGAAAGAUGGACUCAAUGCUCGCUUGGACCUGGUUGAAAUAGGUAUAAGAGAACAAUUAGCUCCAAUAUCACAUGGUAAGCGGACAUACUUGCCUCCAGCAUGUCACACAUUGUGUAAACAAGAAAAAAGAAGUUUUUGUGAAUUUUUACAAGGUGUGAAAGUUCCACUGGGUUACUCUUCUAAUUUUAAACGAGUUGUAUCCAUGAAAGAUCAUAAAUUACUUGGGUUAAAAUCUCAUGAUUGUCAUGUAUUGAUGCAACAACUACUACCAGUGGCUAUUCGGGGCAUAUUGCCUAAGAAUGUUAGAUACACAUUAACAAGAUUGUGCUUCUUUUUCAAUGCAAUAUGUAGUAAAGUUAUUGACAUUAAGAAGUUGGAUCAACUAGAAAAUGAGGUUGUGGUCAUAUUGUGUCAGUUGGAGAUGUACUUUCCUCCAUCAUUCUUUGAUAUUAUGGCAAAACAAGUGUUUUAUGUCACUGAUCCCGAAGACAAUAGAUGGUCAGUGGUGCUCCAAGGUAGACCAAUGCAUUAUACUGAUGACAAUAAUGAAGUUGUUCUUGAUAUUAGUGAAACUCCAUCUUUCUCAUCAAAUAUGCCAACCUUGAAUGUCGAUAAUGAAGUAGACGACGUCCAUGCCAUACGUGAUGAUCAUCACGAAGGGUUGUGGGAGAACAUUGCAACUUGA
This is a messenger RNA of Vigna angularis (adzuki bean), 2337 nucleotides long. RefSeq lists its product as uncharacterized. The transcript is spliced from 2 exons. Bases 1 to 2337 code for a protein of 778 amino acids. Lineage: Eukaryota; Viridiplantae; Streptophyta; Magnoliopsida; Fabales; Fabaceae. The record is from RefSeq and is a predicted model, not a curated record.